AUGUCGAUUUGCGCAAAUCCCCUGUUUCUCUUCCUCUCUCGCUCCAUUUCUUCUCCACUCGGAUCAAUCCCUCUGUUUACGACAUUUUGGUUCACAAACACGAUCUCCCCCGCGAAUUCACUUCCCAAAUCGCCUCCGAAUUGGGCGACCUCAAGCACCCAGAAACCGUCGAUUCGAUGCUCCAAUUCCUCAAAUCGACCGGAUUCUCAACUCCCCAGCUCCACAGAGUCAUCAAUCAAAUGGCGGCCUCGCGGGCGCAACAUUAAACCCAAAAUCACGACCCUCCAAGACCAGGGCUUUUCCCCACCCGACAUCGCAAGGAUCAUCUCCAGCCACCCCUCGAUUCUGGGGCCGAGCUUGAAGAAUCAGAUCAUUCCCUCAUUAUCAAUUAUCAAGGAAUUGAUGGGAUCCGAUGAUGGACUUGUGAGAGCUGUGAGGAAUUGCACUAGGGUUUUAAGCGCCAAUUUGGGGAAAACCCUAGUCCCAAAUCUCGAAUUCUUGAAGAGAAAUGGUGUGUCUGCUGACAGGAUUCGUGUCGUCUUCAAUGGCAGAUACGGGUAUGCUUUCCUUCGCAGGCCGGAGGUGAUAAGGGAGUCCUUUGAGAAGGCGAAAGAAAUGGGGUUGAGUGUGUCUUCCAAGACUUUCAUCUAUGGCAUUGUGGCUAUCGCGGGGACGACAAGCAGUGGGGGGUGGGAGAAGAGGCUGCAAGCUUUCCGGGAUGUGGGGUUUACGGAUGUUGACGUUUUAACCGUGUUCGGGAAGGACCCUUUGGUGUUUCUUACAUCGGCGGAGAAGUUGACGCGGCUUCUGAUUGGUACCGGCAAGUAUGAUAUCUCGGACAUUGUUCGUUCCCCUGCAGCAAUCAGUUACAGCGUCGAGAGGAGGUAUGAGGUGCGGGUGAGGAUAUUGGGAGUUCUUGAAAGGAAAAACUUGAUUGAAAAAUGGCCUAGUCUUCAGACACUUUACGUAUCAUCAGAUGCUGAGUUUUGUGAGAGAUUUGUUAGCCCAUAUUUAGAUCAUCUUGGUGAUGUUUACUCCCCAAAGAUGAGUUGA
Molecule: messenger RNA, 1053 nt
Organism: Salvia splendens (bonfire salvia)
Lineage: Eukaryota; Viridiplantae; Streptophyta; Magnoliopsida; Lamiales; Lamiaceae
Exons: 1
Coding region: 1-1053 (350 amino acids)
Biological process (GO): regulation of DNA-templated transcription
Molecular function (GO): double-stranded DNA binding
Source: RefSeq, a predicted model, not a curated record